AUGGAUUCCGACGCUGGCUCCACCUGCAGCCGCUCCUCAUCUCCAGACCUGGUGGUGGACGACUCCGCUGGGAGCUUCUUCUCCAACAAGAUGUUCCAGAGAUACUGCCAGGAGAGCAGAGGAGACAGCGAGGCCGGCCAAGACGGGACAGAGCGCUGCAACGGGGGCGGAAAGACCAAAACCAGAUCUGAGCUGAGCAAGGAAGAGAUGCAAGACCUGAGGCUGAAAGUCAACAGUCGGGAGAGGAAAAGGAUGCAUGACCUGAACCAGGCGAUGGACGGCCUGAGGGAGGUGAUGCCGUACGCUCACGGACCUUCAGUCCGCAAGCUGUCAAAGAUCUCCACCUUGCUGUUAGCUCGAAACUACAUCCUCAUGCUGUCCAGCUCUUUGGAGGAGAUGAAGAAGCUGGUCGGGGAUGUUUAUGGAGGCGGCGCUGCUGUCCAGAGUCGCACCGCUCCUCAUCCCACGAUUUCUCCUGCAGCCACAGCUGCCCAUCUCCCUCUGCAUCCUCUGGCCCAGUCCCUGCACUCUCUGGUGGGCAGCACACCUUCAUCUCUCCAGCAUCACUCAUCUUCUCCUUCUUCAGCCCCAGCUCCACACUCCCCUCCAACAGCCAGCUUCCUGGGUUUUCACGCUCCAGUCCAGGGCCUUCUGAAGGACCCCCUCCACCUGACCAGCUCAUACAGGCACUUCCCCGGCAUGCCCUGCCCCUGCUCACUGUGCCAGCCUCUGCCCACCACCACCUCCACAUUACACAGCCUGUCUAUGAACAAGUGA
Stegastes partitus (bicolor damselfish) is the source of this 777-nucleotide messenger RNA. RefSeq names its product oligodendrocyte transcription factor 4 (gene olig4). Bases 1 to 777 code for a protein of 258 amino acids. The transcript has a single exon. Gene Ontology annotation, molecular function: E-box binding; protein dimerization activity; DNA-binding transcription factor activity, RNA polymerase II-specific. Gene Ontology annotation, cellular component: nucleus. Gene Ontology annotation, biological process: sensory organ development; positive regulation of transcription by RNA polymerase II; axon development. The record is from RefSeq and is a predicted model, not a curated record. Lineage: Eukaryota; Metazoa; Chordata; Actinopteri; Pomacentridae.